Molecule: messenger RNA, 489 nt
Organism: Protopolystoma xenopodis
Lineage: Eukaryota; Metazoa; Platyhelminthes; Monogenea; Polystomatidea; Polystomatidae
Source: the annotation of a GenBank genome assembly
AUGAAGCUUGGCAAAGGCAAAUCGUCAAGGGGAAUUGUCGGCGAUCUGUUGGUGAUUUCUUUUUUUAAGAACAUCGAAUGGGGAAACUUUUUACUGCCUUACAGCCCAGCGCAUCGCGGCAGCUUGUUCUUUUGCUGCUAUGCAAAAGAGAUACAGGCAUCAAAGUCGACAUCGAGGGACCUGAGGCAUCCGCCAUUGGCUAAAUUCAACUACAAAGCACCGUCAAAAGAUACGUUAUCGCCCAGUUUCUGCGCAUCGAUUUGUCGGAGUGAACUGUACCUUGUCCGUCACUCUGGCAUAUCAACCUAUCGGAAAGCAGAAGACAGGAUAGAGCACCCCAAGCACGGUGAAGCAGUCUCUUUCGUGUUCGCAUUACUUGAACCAGCACCAGUUGUCCAUAAUAAUGUGUCAACCGUCAAGCCGCCCAGUUACACCAGCGGCCUUCCGCUUUCGUCAACACAGACUGUUGAUCCAGCAACCAUGACGUGA